Molecule: messenger RNA, 468 nt
Organism: Fusarium redolens
Lineage: Eukaryota; Fungi; Ascomycota; Sordariomycetes; Hypocreales; Nectriaceae
Exons: 2
Coding region: 1-468 (155 amino acids)
Source: RefSeq, a predicted model, not a curated record
AUGAAGACCGCUUUCGUCGUCACUGCCUUCAUUGCGAGCGCUCUCGCCCGGUCUUUCAACCUUGCCGUCGCCAAGUCUGAGUUUAGGCAACUCAACGACCGUUUCGUUGCGGCCAAGGAUGGCCACUUCGUUGUUACGAAAGACAUCGCCCCUGGCGAGUUUAAGGGCGGAAAUGGCGAACUCAAGCUCUCUCCCGGCAAGAAGGUGUACGCUGGCCCUACUGGUCACAUCGGUUACUUUACAGGCUCUUCAAAGGCCCCCAAGGGCUUUGUGAUUAAGGGCUGUUCCAAGACUCCAGCCGACGGCGAGGUACACUGGACUAAGGGCGCCGUCUUCGCUUGCCCCAACGUCUCCUUCAACAUCGGCACUCCCACGGAGUACCAGCUCUUCGCCAACCAUGAGGGUACCCCCACCGGCCAGGCCGACAAUUGCUUCAACAUUCACCUGAGUAUCGAGGAGACCAAAUAA